GUCUGUGUGUGUGCGUGAGAUAGGGAUGCUGAGAGAAAGUGAGGCAGGGCGCGAGUGUCUGUGUGUAGAGAGAAAGAGAGAGCGCGCGCUCCAGGUUGGCGCAGGCACCGGUCAGGGAGAACGGAGCGUUGUGCAAGGUGGAAGCAUGGCUUCGUCUCACGGGAGAAGCGACCUGCGGUUCGCAGACUGGAUGGCAAGUUUACCGCAGAGCAUGCACACUAUCCCGCUCACCAACCUGGCUAUUCCCGGAUCCCACGAUUCCUUCAGUUUUUACAUCGAUGAGGCGUCUCCAGUGGGCCCCGAGCAGCCAGAGACGGUGCAGAACUUCGUUUCUGUUUUUGGCACGGUGGCCAAGAAGCUAAUGAGGAAGUGGUUGGCUACACAGACUAUGAACUUCAUGAGCCAACUGGAGGCUGGGAUCCGCUUCUUUGACCUGCGCAUCUCCACCAAGCCCCGUGACCCUGAAAAUGAGCUGUACUUCGCCCACGGGCUCUUCAGUGCCACGGUCAGAGAAGGCCUAGAGCAGAUCAGCAGUUUUCUGUCAGCUCAUGCCAGAGAGGUGGUCUUCCUGGAUUUCAACCACUUCUACGGCAUGCAGAACCUGCACCAUGAAAAACUGGUGACCAUGUUAAAGGAGGUGUUUGGAGAGAAGCUCUGCCCUGUUGUUUUUGCCCAGGAGGUGACUCUGCAGUAUCUAUGGGAGAAGGAGUACCAGGUGCUUGUCUUCUACCACCAUCCCAUGGCCCUGGAGGUGCCCUUCCUGUGGCCAGGCCAGAUGAUGCCUUCUCCUUGGGCCAACACCACUGACCCAGAGAAGCUGAUUCAGUUUCUGCAGGCAUCUAUCACUGACCGCAGGAGGAAGGGGACGUUCUUUGUCUCCCAGGUGGUUCUGACACCAAAAGCCAGCACUGUGAUGAAGGGUGUGGCUAGUGGACUGAGAGAGACAAUUACAGAAAGGGCUUUACCAGGUAUGAUGCAGUGGAUCAGAUCUCAAAGACCCGGGGAGAGCGGCAUUAACAUCAUCACAGCUGAUUUUGUGGAGCUCGGAGAAUUCAUCAGCGCCGUCAUCACCCUCAAUUAUCACCUGGAUGACGAAGACGACGACGCGACCUGAGAACCCGCAGCGGGCGUCAAGGAGUGCAGUCACCACCACUAAUACUAGUGGUUGCGUCUGUGCUCUCACUCUUUUCUCUUUGGCAUUUAUUUCAGGAGGGGGAGCUAAACGGCUCCUUUCACUUUAUUUAGGGCUAUAGUGAGAUGAGCGGUCAAAUGGAAAAAGGAGAUUGAGGAAUUUCAAGUUGAGACUGGUAGACAUAACGCUGAUGUUCGGUUGGAGCACUUUGAGAGUGAGGUUUUGUUUUGUUUGUGUCCAGUUUUAGGGGAUCCAAAAGAUUUUUGAUUUUUUUCUUUGUUUGUUUUUUUUCAGGUAAAAUGUUGAUUUUCUUUACUCCCUGUGCUGUAAAAAUCCCUGCUUUGUCCACUGAUCAAAUGCACUGUUUUCAGGCUUACCACUUCAUCACGGGUAGGUUCCUCAGAGCAUAUCAACCGUCUGCUAAAUGUAUUGGUACAUCAAUCGUGGUAUUCUAGUGACAGUGACAGUUUUUUCAGAGGCUGUUUAUAAUAAGUCUGUGUAUCUCAAACUUUAGGCCGGUGUAAGUAGCUAGCAGUUCUAUGUCUUGUUUGGCAAAUCUGUCCAAGUGAAUUCUCUCUCUUUUGUUUUUAACAAUAUGCAUCUUUGGUCAGAUCACUGCGGGUGUUUUUGAAAACGCCUCCAGCAGCUUGAAAGCAGAGUGUGAUUAAAAAGUGUUGUUCCAAUGUGUUUAUUCAAUACAUAGACAAAAACGAAUCGUUCCCAUUUCUUUUUGAAACUGUAGUCCCUUGUGGGAUUUUCACCCAGUAAGUCUCCACUGAAGCCAGCUUGCAGCAAUGGCGUUUAUUAGACACCUGUGUACUAUAAAACUAUUUAUCGAUUGAUUAAAAUGAUUCAUGCAGUAAUUCAAAACCAUAUUGCAAGAGAGAGUGAGAGUGCAGCUUGGCUGGCCGACAAGUGUUCCAAUCAUGUAAGAUGGAUUCACAGCGGUCUCUUGUGCAUGAGCACUAAAACAGUAAUUUUCACAUUAUCUGUUUGAUUCAUAUUGCAAGACAAGCAUCAGUUCUCACUGUUGGAAAUGAAGUUGAUGAAACAAGACAUUUCUAAUGGGAAGGUAUUCAGUGCGACAUUUUUUUUUUGCAUUCUGUCGUGGGUGUUGAGUCGUGAUAGCCAAGUAUAAAAAUACAGCAUAUCUGGGUACCACCGUCUGCAUUUCCUUUGCUCAUUGCUUGCCCCCAGUCUGCGUGUGUUUAUCUUUACUGCUACAGUUCAGUGUGUGUGUGUGUGUGUGUGUGUGUGUGUGUGUGUAUAUAUAUACAUAUAUAUAUAUAUAUAUGUAUGUAUGAGUCACCCUGAGCUCCAUCACCGUGUCAUGUAUUUCAUAAUACUAGGUGAUAAAACCUAGUGAUAAAACUGGUUGACAGCCACUCAGAGACUUGUUGUAUUUAAAAAACCUAUCAUAAUUUAGAGUCAGGGGUCCUGAUUUGGCAUCAGCGUUUUAUCACUAGGAAAAUAAUACAAGGAAUAAUCUGUUGAGAUAUAUUUGUAAUUCUUUAGCAUCUUCUUGUUGCUCAUGUUUAUGAAUCCCUCAAUUUCUGCUGUAUCGAUGUUAGUGCAAUACAUUAAUUUCUUAUUUAUAUUUGAUGCAUUUCAUUCUUUCGCUUCCCGGGUUUAAAUCAAGAUGGAAAAGUACGUAGAAAUGAGAUUCAAAAAGACAUCUUCUAUUGCAAGGUUUUAUGCAUGGAAAAAACCACACACACACAAACACAUACUAGUCAAAUAUCCACACACCUCAUGGUCUGUGUGGUAUUUUCUGUAGAGAAUGUAUUCUGCCAGGACAGUGUUAAGAAGUUCAGUAAUGUAAAGCCAAAAACAGAAAACUUUAGUCUUUGGAUUGGUGAAUGUAUGUGUCUCGUGCGUAUCUGUGCCAUUUCUAAAAGUUUCAUGUGAGUGACUGAGUUUCAGCUAGAAAGUCAUGUUUGUAUUAUUAUGCUUCAAUGUGAAAAUGAGUUCAAGUUUUAGAGUUUAAAGAUGUGGUUUCAUGUUAAAAUGUUUUAUAUUGUGGAGAGUUUCUACAUACUGUAACUGCAAAUAGUAUACUGCCGAUAAAUUGUAAGAUAUUUAGAUUAUUAUAUCAUCACUAACAACAUUUUCUUCGUUUUAGUGAGCUACCACACCACCCUCGUUUGUCAUAUUUAUUUUACACUUCAUUUUUUUGCAUGAACUGAAAUCUUCUACAUACUAUACUGUUUUCCGUACACCUAGAGGGUCCAUGAGGUUUGUGCAUAAAUUUGAUUAUUUUCUGCAUAUUGUUGUUAGGAGCAUGCGUGCAUCUCAGCUGGAAAUGUUCCUUCCCUUUAAGACAAAUGUCUAAAUUGAUUUAUUUUUUAAAGGUUGCACUCUUACUAGCCCAUGCAGAUUAUGAAUGAACCCACACAAAUGAGCAGACUUUAAAAUGCUUGCAAACCGUGUUGUAAGGACAUUUGUGUCUUUCCUGGUCCAAACUGUUGUCACUGCCUUUAUGUUCUGAUGUGAAGAGUCCUUUGCUGUUGUAAAACUCGGAAACCUUUGUUCAAAGUGACUCUGUUCUAAGUGGAAAAUGGCAGAUCAAAUAAAGCUUCUAUGCCUA
This is a messenger RNA of Oreochromis aureus, 3719 nucleotides long. RefSeq names its product phosphatidylinositol-specific phospholipase C, X domain containing 3 (gene plcxd3). Gene Ontology annotation, molecular function: phosphoric diester hydrolase activity. Gene Ontology annotation, cellular component: synapse. The coding region runs from base 26 to 1114 and encodes 362 amino acids. The transcript is spliced from 6 exons. The record is from RefSeq and is a predicted model, not a curated record. Gene Ontology annotation, biological process: lipid metabolic process. Lineage: Eukaryota; Metazoa; Chordata; Actinopteri; Cichliformes; Cichlidae.